Molecule: messenger RNA, 900 nt
Organism: Aspergillus vadensis CBS 113365
Lineage: Eukaryota; Fungi; Ascomycota; Eurotiomycetes; Eurotiales; Aspergillaceae
Exons: 6
Coding region: 1-900 (299 amino acids)
Source: RefSeq, a predicted model, not a curated record
AUGCAUACUCAUGAAAAUGGGCUGGUUGCAGACAAUAUUCCCGAGCCAUCAAGGUCGGGAUUUCGACAACUGGAACUGAAAGACCCGCAGGCAAGCGAGCCAACAACUGACAGGAUAACAUCCAAAGCACGAGUAAGGUCAAAGAAUCGAAAGUUGGUGUGUAAAUAUCAACGAGGUUCGGGGGGCAUUCGACGUAUAUAUAGUGUGCUACAUACCCGUACUAAAGAAGUCUCAAUUUUGUUGGUCAAAAGAAAGCCAUGUUCUGGGGUGAUCGUUCAACAGUACUUUUUACUGUCCGCACACACUCUUGAGAAAGCGAAGUUACAAGCAAAUGAUCUUGCAUGGCUUCAGUAUCGCGAACAUGAACGGCCUUUCGUUCCGGUUAUAGAUGAAACUAUCCCGUACAAAACUGUUUCAAUAAGCCUGGCGGCGCGACAAUAUCUUUGUAUGGAUACUGAUAAGAAAGCUCGCUUGAUGAGAAAGCCUAUUCCACUGGCAGAUGAGAUUUACUUGUGUCCAACGGGUACCACGGAAAACCUUAGCGGCCGUUUACUUCAUGACUUCGUCAAUCCGUAUUUCACCCGCUGUACUAGGUUGAUUAAUGUCCAUGAUCAUAUCUUUAUCUCCUCAGGUGCGUGUGAUAUCGAGUUCAAAGUUCUUUCAAUAAAACCUUUAGAGUAUGGGUUCGUUACACAGAAGACAAAUAUUGUACUCUCGGGACUGCGACCAUACCGUGACCUUGAUAUGUUGGAGAGCCUGUCGGACUACGCACGAGAACUACAAAAAGAGCUUGAUUACGUAUAUUCGUCAAACUAUGCCAGUUCAAUUGCUAGAAUCUCCUUUCAGUUUGGAAGACUUAUUGAUCAAUUGGAAGCAUUGGACCUUCCCCCAAUGUAUUGA